Molecule: messenger RNA, 1491 nt
Organism: Chiloscyllium plagiosum (whitespotted bambooshark)
Lineage: Eukaryota; Metazoa; Chordata; Chondrichthyes; Orectolobiformes; Hemiscylliidae
Source: RefSeq, a predicted model, not a curated record
UGACCAAGGCGUUAAAAUCAAGUGACUUUUGUGUUUUUUUUCAAGAACCUGCUGAAACCUAUUGAUGGUGGUUUCCAGAAGGAUCAGGAGAGUUGGACUGUGCUAACACCACUGCAACAUUACCUAGCGUUGAACCCUCGGGAGAGGAGUGUGAUUGAAACCUUUCCUCAUCUGUCCCCGUUAAACCGGAGUUAACGGACCUAAGUAGCGGCUCCAGGUGCUUUGGCGAUAAUUUAAUAGGAAAAUUGAUAGAGUUUGUGCCUCCCCGCCCCCCUAUUUCGCAGUGGAUUGACUCCUGGUCGCGUAUUAAAGCCCCGCCUUUUGCUGGGGGCCUGGCAGACAGUGUGUUUGUUCACAGGCUGGGUUCUUCUCUCUCAGAUACAGACCCAGGUACUGAGCUAUCUGAAAGAAAGCAAUAAUGGAGUGGAAACCCAUGGAAAUCAACCCUGAGAUGCUGAACAAAUGUUUGUCUCGUCUGGGUGUGGCAUCGAGCUGGAAGUUCGUGGAUGUCUUGGGUUUAGAAAAUGAAUCCCUCUCCAUGGUACCAUCGCCAGUGUGUGCUUUAAUGUUACUAUUUCCUUUAAGCCAACAGGUAGGAAAUCUCACCAACACUGACAGGGACCGUCAAACAUCAGAACUGAGUGGAAAGGGUAUUGACUCAAAAGUUUACUUCUUGAAGCAGACCAUUUCAAAUUCAUGUGGAACUGUUGGUCUUAUCAAUGCCAUUGCUAACAAUCAAGAUAAACUUGACUUUGUGGAAGGCUCUAUAUUGAAAAAGUUUCUGAAUGAGACCAUGGACCUUUCAGCAGGAGAGAGAGCUAAGCAACUGGAACAAAACCAGGAAAUUAAAUCAGCACAUGAUGCCACUGCACAGGAGGGAGAGUGCCAGGUACAUGAAGAUGGCACAAACUUCCAUUUUAUCACUUUAGUUGGUGUAGAUGAGCACCUCUAUGAACUAGAUGGAAGAAUGCCAUUCCCUAUUGACCAUGGAGAAACAUCAAAUGAUCAACUCUUGCAGGAUUCAGCAAAGAUAUGUAGACAAUUUAUGGAGCGUGAUCAAGGAGAAGUUCGCUUCACUGCUGUGGCCCUCAGCAAAGCCUCUUGAAUGUCAACUGCACAAUCACUUCAAAGUACUGUUUUAAGCUUUCUAAAAUGCUUGCUUAACUUUAUUGGGGUACUUUUUAAUACUUUUGCACUUGUGUAGAAGUCUUAAUGGCUGGCAUUUCUGCACCCCUUUGUGUAAUAUUGUUAUCUUUGGAUUGUAGACCAGUGUUUGCUUUAGAAUAUAAAUAUUGGAUUGUAAUGUUUCAUGCCUAACAUGCAGUGUAAUUGGUCAGUCAUUUAAGUGGCAAAGCAUUCUGCAACUUCUGACUAAAGUUGAAGGUUAGCUGCAGGGAUUUGUAGGAAGCUUGUUCAGUUCCACAUUGUGCCUCUUUUACAGCUACCCCUGCCAACACUGGCUGUAACCUGAAAUAAAAAAUAUGAAAGCAA